This is a messenger RNA of Amoebophrya sp. A25, 452 nucleotides long. NCBI's taxonomy places the organism in Eukaryota, Dinophyceae, Syndiniales, Amoebophryaceae. The record is from the annotation of a GenBank genome assembly.
CCUCAAUAAGCACAGGAGUAGACACGGAGGUUAUCGAAAUAGACGGAAUGCAGUAAUGCUAGCGACAGCGCCUGAGUACAGCACCAUGCUGAGGCCAGAUUUUGGAGUCCACUACCAGGAUCACAAGCAUGCCGAGAUCCAUAGAAUGGCGGCGAUGGGAAACCUGCCAACAUUGUGCGACGCUCCCCAGGAGCAGGGGGAAUUGUUCCGAAACUCGCUGCUACAACUCGAGGACGCUGCAAGCAGUUAAGGACCACAGAUGAAUACCUCGUUUAACUCUAUUUGGCAGAAGUGCUUAUUUGAAGAAACUGUAAUUGAGUGAAACACCGGAUCAGUCAAUAACUUACUACAUUAAUGCUAAGUUUAUCUCUAAUCUUUGAGUUGCGACACAACCUGCGCUAGGGCCACCGUGACGGCGCUGUUGGAGCAGUUGCAUGAAGGAGUCCCCGGUA